Messenger RNA from Theobroma cacao (cacao), 3700 nucleotides. Its product is annotated as P-loop containing nucleoside triphosphate hydrolases superfamily protein. Lineage: Eukaryota; Viridiplantae; Streptophyta; Magnoliopsida; Malvales; Malvaceae. Gene Ontology annotation, biological process: microtubule-based movement. Gene Ontology annotation, cellular component: microtubule cytoskeleton. Gene Ontology annotation, molecular function: ATP binding; microtubule binding; microtubule motor activity. The record is from RefSeq and is a predicted model, not a curated record.
ACCCUGAAUCAUUCUGCAAACUAUUAUAUUUAUGGGGCCCUUGGCAUAUGCUCAUGCAGAUGAAGGUAGGUCCUUUGUCAAGAAGCUGUACUCAAAUACUGGUUACUCUGUCCUAGUAUAAUAUAUGAAGGAAUUGUAGUUCCAUUUCAUGCAUUCACAUGGCCUAGCCUUCAGUUUUUAGAGAAAUUAUUAGGUAAAAGGAGGGGUUUUGCAGUCGGUAGUAGGCUUUUUUCUCUGGGUGGCUCCUGGCUUCAUUCUAGUGCCAUUCAUUCACUUUGCAUAGAGAAAUUUCAACUGCCACAAAUCCCACAAUGGGGGACAGCCCCAGAGUAGAACCUGAGUUUGUCUUGGUUUUAGGAUGACUUGCUCCGAGAUCCCAGUAGUUUAACCCUCGAGGAGCUUCGGAAUGGUGCUGAAGCCUCCGACCAGAUUCAUGUUUGCAGGAUUUUGGUAAACUAGAAGGCCAUGAAUUCAAAGAAAUCUGUUCACAACCUAGCCGAAACAAUUCAUUCCCUGCUGGGAUUCAAGUCCCGUUUAAAUUCUACUUGGGUCAAGUCAGUUUGUGAUAUAAUAAAGAAUAUACCACAUGAAGGAUCAAUUGGCAACAAGUGUGAGGAAUCUGCGACCGAUAGCUCCAAGAUAAAAGAAGAACUUGCUGCCUUAACCGACUGCAUAAACCAAUUGAACAUACAGAGGAGGCAGGUCUUGAAUGAUUUGUUGGACUUGAAAGGGAACAUUCGUGUUUUUUGCCGUGUGAGGCCCUUCACGUUGGGGGAACAUAUAGAACGUUUAGGACCUGUCGUAGCUUUGGAUACAGGUAGCCUCCUUCUAAAACUUGCUGAUAACAAAAGUAAAAGAUACACCUUUGACAAAGUGUUCCACCCAGGUUCCUCGCAAGAUGAAGUUUUUUCAGAGGUUGAACCGGUCAUCAAAUCUGUCGUUGACGGUUACAACGCAUGCAUUUUUGCAUAUGGUCAAACGGGAACUGGAAAAACCUUCACAAUGGAAGGUACUUCAGAUUCCCCUGGAAUUGUGCCCCGCACGAUUGAGGCUUUGUUCAAGCAAACCGCGGAGAGUAACCAUACUUUUCUCGCAACUUUCAGUAUGCUUGAGAUUUAUUUAGGAAAUCUCAAAGACUUACUUGUACCACAGCCUAUGAGGCCAACAGAUCCUCUGCCACCGUGCCUUUCAAUUCAAUCAGAUCCCAAGGGAGCAAUCGAAAUUGAGAACCUAGUUACCAUCCAAGUAAGCGACUUCAACCAAGCUUUAAAGCUGUAUAGAUUAGGAUGCCGACUCAGAUCAACUGCCUCCACAAAUUCAAACGCAACUUCAAGCAGAUCCCACUGCAUGAUUCGCAUCUCAAUUACUUGCUUCAAUGCUCCUGAGAGGCGACGAGAAACAAAUAAAAUUUGGUUAGUUGACCUUGGAGGAAGUGAGCGUGUGAUGAAGACGAAGGCAUGGGGUAGAAGACUUGAUGAAGGAAAAGCCAUUAAUUUGUCUCUUUCUGCUCUUGGAGAUGUAAUAAAUGCUCUUCAAAGGAACAAGAACCACAUACCAUAUAGGAACAGCAAGCUGACACGGGUUCUUAAAGAUUCCUUAGGUGAAGAUUCAAAAACACUGAUGCUUGUACAUGUCAGUCCCAAAGAAGAAGAUCUAUGUGAAACAAUAUGUUCAUUAAAUUUUGCAACAAGGGUGAAAAGUGUUCAUUUGGGGCAUGAGGAGUCCAAUGAGGUAAGAAGCCACAAGGAAGCUGUUAUGAAAAAUCUGCAGCAGAAGAUUGAAAAGAUUGAAGAUGAACGCCAACAUAUGAGAAGAAAGAUAAAAAGGUUAAAAGACAAAUUAGAAGGUCUGACAAGGACGGGUCUAUCUUUGGAAGAGCAAGUGCAGCUUUCUCAAUUAUCUACCGAAGAGCCUCCUCCUGACCUUGACUUUACGAAGAACAGGAUUGGAAAUGUCAUAACAGCUCUCCCAUCACAACUGCCUAGAUUUAUGAGAUCAACUAUUUGCAGCAGACGAAAAUCUGGGAAGGAGCAUCAAACAUCAGUUGGGAGAGAUCCAGUUCAUUCAAGAAGGAGAAGACAAUCAUCUCAGCGAGCUGAGUCAGUGACUUUCCCAGUGAAGAAUAAUUCAGAAUGCAACUCUGACCGCAGCAUUUCAAGAUCUACAUGUGCAGUGGAAUUGAACAUGAAAGCUAGUAUAGAUAAUGACACAGAAUACAGCCAAGACACAUCUGAGUUUGAUAUAAAAAUGGUUGUAUUCCCAGAGCAGAAUAUAUCACAAGUAACAUCCAAUCAUCAAAUGACGGCCCAGGUUGGUCACCUUGAGAAAAAUGGGAGUAGAAAAUCAAACAAAUGUUGCUCCACAAAAAUUUUGAAGGUUGAUCAAUGGCUUGACUUACGUAAAAGUGAACCUAGUAUUAGUGGUUAUGCUCCAAGGAAUGACUGGGUUUUAGACAUUCCUAUCUCAGAGAAGAAACAAAGGUCAAAUGGACAGAAAAAGACAGAGAUAUUAUGGAAUGAGAAGGUGUCUACAUAUGACUUUGCAACGCAAAGGAUUCACAGCAAAAAGGAGAAGCGGGCUACUUUAGAGGUAGCUGGAAGGUCUGUUUCUGAAAGGGUGGUAGACAAACCACCAACGUUAAAGGAUUUAUUUGUUGAGGAAUCAAUAUCUAAUUUCAUUUCUCCACCUCAUGCAACAAGAGGCCAGACAACAGAACACCCACAAGACUCACUAGAUGGCUUAUUGAUAGAGGACAACCAAGGUGGCAGUCUUUCUCCACCUGAUUUUUGCUGCGAUGGAUUAGAACAAUUUGAUAAUGAAAAUGAAUUCUAUGCAACACCCAUGGUGCAGGCAAUAAAUGACACAGCACAAUCUUCAGACAGUUCCAUGCUAAAGAACAGCAGGUACCAGUUUUCUCCACCGGACAUGGACAAUUGGAUAAGCAACUCACAAGAAAUUUUUGAUGUUUCGGCCCUAGCAUCAGAGCUGGAAUGGUACCAUGAAAAAGCACCCAGCAAAAUGGCUACAGAAGUUGGUGGAAAUGAGGACGUGUCUGCCUUAUCUCAAUCCUCACAAAAAGAGAUUAGACAAAACCUGUGCAGACUGAAAUCUCAAAGAGCAUUAUCUAUGGAUGACAUAAAACAAAAAGAUCUCAAGAUGCCACUCAUAGAAUCACAAGAAAUCACACAGAACAAAGGAGCAUGUUAUAUCCUUAAACAGAAAGUUCAGAUUUCAUGGGCCAGUGCUCUUCUAGGAUUGGGAUUCCUCGACUUAGGAUUCGAUCAUGACUUCUUCUAUGGUCUAGUGCUCUGAAGCAGCUGCAGUACAUGACAGAAUGACAUUAAGGAAUUUCUACUUAAUUCACAUUAAAGUUGGAGGUUGAGCAAUCAUUAAGAUUGAAUGUUUGCACAUAACCUAAAUGUUCCAAUCCUGCUCUUGCAUCUGCUAAGGUUUUAACCCCAAUAGGACAAUGCAGCAUCUAUUCAUAUCUGUGCAAUAUGGAGGUGCAAUGAGAUUGUUCUCACUUCAUCUCAAAUGUCCUAAACAAUGUCUGUUUCAAACUCUUUAGCUAGAACUCUGCUGCAAUGAAACGAAAAGUGACAGUUCUGGAUGUGCACUUAGUAGGCUGAAAAGGCUAUGUGGUUGCUGUAAAUAUGUAUUUAUAAAUUAAAUUCAUAUAUAUAGGUAUUCAUUGGGCUCA